ACGGGACAGGGUGGUCCUGGCCUGGAGAGGAGGAGCCCUCUCAAGGGGCGGGUUUAUUGCGUGGCACACAGUCUUGGGAUAGCUAAGGGGAACUUACUCAGAGCAGGGUUUCCUCCAGCCGCCUCUCCAAAAAGCUGAUUUUGCACCUACGAAGCGUGACCCACUGCAGCUGUUCCCAAGAUGUUCCUCCGUUUGCUGCUUCUGCUAAUCUUGACUGCCCAGGAGAGCUGCAGUGCAAAAAAUCAGGAGGAUAAUUUAUUGGUCCUCACUGUGGCCACCCAGGAGACGGAAGGGUUCCGACGAUUCCAGAGAUCGGCUCAGUUCUUCAGCUACAACCUCAAGGUCCUGGGACUAGGUGAAGACUGGCAUGGUGAGGAUGAUAAAACGGUGGCAGGGGGCGGACAGAAGGUCCGUCUCUUGAAAUCGGCGUUGGAAGAAUAUGCUGACAAGGAGGACUUGGUCAUCCUCUUCACGGAAAGCUAUGAUGUCAUCUUUGCAUCAGGCCCUACUGAACUCUUGAAGAAAUUCCGACAGGCCAAGUCCAAAGUCAUCUUCUCAUCGGAGACCCUCAUUUACCCUGACCGAAGGUUGGAAGCCAAGUACCCACAGGUCCGAGACGGAAAGCGGUUCCUCGGAUCCGGAGCCUUCAUCGGUUAUGCACCACAUCUCAGCAAGCUUGUGGCGGAUUGGGAGGGGCGCGACAGUGAUAGCGACCAACUGUUCUAUACCAAUGUCUUCUUGGACCCUGAGAAGCGGGGAAACAUCAACAUCACUUUAGAUCACAGGUGUCGGAUCUUCCAGAACCUGAACGGUGCUCUAGAUGAGGUGGUCCUCAAGUUCGAGAACCGGCGGGUGAGAGUGCGGAAUUUGGUGUACGACACCCUCCCGGUUGUGAUUCACGGCAACGGCCCCACCAAGCUGCAGCUGAACUACCUGGGGAACUAUGUCCCGCGGAUCUGGACCUUUGAGACGGGCUGCACCGUCUGCGACGAAGGGUUGAGGAGUCUCGCAGGCCUGAAGGAGGAUGCGAUGCCGCUGGUUCUGAUCGGCAUCUUCAUCGAGCAGCCCACCCCAUUCCUCAGUCAGUUUUUCCAAAGGCUUCGGAAACUCCACUACCCCAAGAAAUUGAUCCAGCUCUUUAUCCACAACCACGAGGAGCAUCACCUCCCCCAGGUGGCUGCGUUCGUGAGUGAGCAUGGCCAGGAGUACCGUUCCGUCAAAGAGGUUGGGCCAGGUGACCGCGUGGAGAACGCCGACGCACGCAACAUGGGCGUGGAUCUGUGCAGGCAGGACGCUGAUUGCGAAUAUUACUUCAGCCUGGAUGCCGAAGUGGUCCUGCAGAACCCGGACACCUUGCGGUUCCUGAUUGAGCGAAACAAGUCUGUGAUUGCCCCACUGGUGAGCCGUCUCGGGAAACUGUGGUCAAAUUUCUGGGGGGCCCUGAGUGCCGAGGGUUACUACGCCCGCUCCGAGGAUUAUGUCGAAAUUGUUCAGGGGCGGAGGGUCGGCCUCUGGAAUGUCCCGUACAUCUCUAGCACCUACCUGAUCAAAGGAAGCGUCCUGAGAUCGCAGCUCGCUCGGGCAGACCUUUUCCACAGCGGUAAACUUGAUGCGGAUAUGGCGCUCUGCCACAACGUCCGGGAACAGGGGGUCUUCCUAUUUGUGACCAAUCAGAAGAGCUUUGGGCACAUCCUGUCCCUGGAAAACUAUCAGACCAGCCAUCUCCACAACGACCUCUGGCAGAUCUUCAGCAACCCAGAGGACUGGAAGGAGAAAUACAUCCACGAGAACUACACGGCAGCUUUAAAAGGCAAAUUGGUAGAAACGCCCUGUCCGGAUGUUUACUGGUUCCCAAUAUUCACCGACACGGCCUGCGAUGAGCUGGUAGAAGAGAUGGAGAACUUUGGCCAGUGGUCCAGGGGAGAUAACACGGACAACAGAAUCCUCGGGGGGUACGAGAACGUGCCCACGAUCGAUAUCCACAUGAACCAGAUCAACUAUGAGCGGGAGUGGUACAAGUUUCUCCUGGAAUACAUUGCACCCAUCACGGAGAAGCUAUACCCCGGUUACUACACCAAGACCCAGUUCGAGCUGGCCUUCGUCGUCCGAUACAAACCUGACGAGCAGCCGUCGCUGAUGCCGCACCACGACGCCUCCACGUUCACCAUCAACAUUGCCCUGAAUCGUGUUGGGAUUGAUUAUGAAGGUGGAGGCUGCCGCUUCCUGCGUUACAACUGUUCUGUCAGAGCUCCUCGGAAAGGCUGGACGCUCAUGCACCCAGGCCGCCUGACCCACUACCACGAGGGCCUCCCCACCACCAAAGGGACCCGCUACAUUGCUGUGUCUUUCCUCGACCCUUAAGGCGGCGCCCUCCAAAAGCGGAGAGAAACCCAGAGAGCGGGAAGGAUGGUUCCCAGCCACCAUCACACCGCACUCCUCUGGGAAUCCUUGAGUUACGGAACAGACUGGACUGGAUAUGGACUUCUUGCGCCCGUUUCUCUAGUUCCAGGGCACGGGGAGACCUGCCAAAGACUUAAGUGCUCUGUAGUGUUAGUACAUUCCUUGCCACCAAAGCAGAUGCCCAAAUGAUCUUUCUCCAAGAAAGAGACCCAACGCAGGUGGGGGACUUUACGAAUCUCCUCGCAGCAAGACACACGAGCCUUCUGGCUGCAAAGGCAAUCGAGGAACAUAGGAAGCUGCCUUCUAUCGAGUCAGACCCUGGGUCCAUCUAGCUCAGUAUUGUCUACACAGACUGGCAGCGGCUUCUCCAAGGCUGCAGGCAGGAGUCUCUCUAGGCCCUAUCUUGGAGAUGCUGCCAGGGAGGGAACUUGGGACCUUCUGCAUGCAAGCGCUCUCCCCAGAGUGGCCCCAUCCCCUAAGGGGAAUCUCUUCCAGUUCUCACACAUGUCUUCCAAUCAAUUGCAACCAGGGUGGACCUUGCUUAGUAAAGGAGACAGUUCAUGCUCGCUACCACAAGACCAGCUCUCCUCCCCUGUCAAUGCUUCAUAAAUUCUCGCAUCUCAGGUGCAGGGCCCCUGAGAUCGUGAAGAGUGCCCUGCCUCUUGAGUCGAAUACAAGUGGGUGGUGCUGGUUUCCUUCUAGAAAAAAGGAGGGGGGAGACCCGGAGCACAUGGGUAGAGUGCCUUUCUCUUCCACCAGGAAGCAGCUUUCUAAAAUACCAGUGUCAGGACAGAGUUCCUUCAAGCAUGUGCAGAGUGCCUUGCUUUCAAGGGGUGCCCUUUAAAAAAAAAACACAACCUCAUAGAAAUUCAAAAAAUAAGAAUAAGAAUAUAUGGGCUGUACUUCCCCACCCUUAGCUUUACAUUCCCCUCUCCUGGUGAGCAGACAAGAGGAGGGAAAGCUGGCAGGCCCAUUUUAAAGUUUGAUCAAGGAUGCAAAACUGAUGAAGCAUCCAAAUCCCUUCCCAGCCAGGCACUGGUGCUGCUGAGGACCUUUCCAAGAGCUGUACGUAUUUAUUUGAUAGACUCAGCCCCUCUGUUUGGGCGUCUCCUUGUUCUGCCCCAAGAUGUACAGAUUUCGACAAGAGAUUUUAACACUAAAAGUUUUAAGAAAACAA
Messenger RNA from Hemicordylus capensis (graceful crag lizard), 3577 nucleotides. RefSeq names its product procollagen-lysine,2-oxoglutarate 5-dioxygenase 1 (gene PLOD1). Gene Ontology annotation, molecular function: procollagen-lysine 5-dioxygenase activity; iron ion binding; L-ascorbic acid binding. The transcript is spliced from 19 exons. Gene Ontology annotation, biological process: peptidyl-lysine hydroxylation. Lineage: Eukaryota; Metazoa; Chordata; Lepidosauria; Squamata; Cordylidae. The coding region runs from base 181 to 2361 and encodes 726 amino acids. The record is from RefSeq and is a predicted model, not a curated record. Gene Ontology annotation, cellular component: endoplasmic reticulum.